AUGUCGGGCGGUGGCCGGCCGCAGGCGGCGCAGCAGAUCGUGCAGUCGGUGCAGCGGCACGUCCCGCUCAAGCCGGGCCGCCCGCCCUUCGCCGUCCCAGGCAACUACCACCGCUUCCCCCUCACGCUCUCCCCCGCCGACGCGGCAGCGGCAGCAGCGGCGUCCCCGGGCAGCGUCGGCGGCGACGUCCAGGAGGAGAUCGUCACCAGGACGCCCCUAAAAAGAAAAGCUCUAUGUGGAGAAAGCAUUGCUGCUGAUUCAACUGAAUGUAUCAUGAUAAGUAGCCCUGGGUUUACUGAAGGAGUUGGCAGUCCACUUAUGACCCCAGUUUCUGGAAAAGCUGCUAGGACAUACAAGUCGAAGGCUAAAGUUGGCAAAGCUGGACCUCAGACCCCUAUAUCAAAUGCUGGUUCACCUGGCAAUCCAGUCACUCCUGUUGGUUCUUGCCGCUAUGACAAUUCAUUAGGAUUGUUGACCAAAAAAUUCAUUAGUUUGCUCAAGCAAGCUGAAGAUGGCAUUCUAGAUUUAAAUAAUGCUGCAGAGACAUUGGAGGUUCAAAAAAGGCGCAUAUAUGACAUUACAAACGUCCUUGAAGGAAUUGGGCUAAUAGAAAAGACGCUUAAGAACAGAAUCCGUUGGAAGGGUUUGGAUGCCUCAGGAACUAACUUAGGAAUUUCGGAUCUGCAGACAGAAGUUGAAAACCUUAUUCUCCAGGAGCAAGAAUUGGAUGAAAGUAUAAGUGAAAUGCAAGAAAAGGUCAAGGAGUUAACUGAAGAGGAAAGCAAUCAGAGAUGGCUAUACCUUACUGAGGAUGACAUCAAGGGGUUGCCCUGCUUUAAGGAUAAAACACUAAUUGCAAUAAAGGCACCUCAUGGUACUAUGCUGGAAGUACCAGAUCCUGAUGAGGCUGGUGAUUACAUCCAAAGGAGAUACAGAAUAGUUAUAAGGAGUACAAUGGGUUCAAUCGAUCUCUACUUGGUUAGUAAUUUUGACGGGAACUUGGAGGAGCUGGUUGGUGUUGCAACGCCUCAAAAACAUGCAGAUGUGGCAAUACCUACCACCACGGAGGGCUUCAGAACCAUAGAAGCUGGACAGAGCAGCAGAUCGAAGGACAAAUCGCCGAACAUUGAGCAUGUCCACAAAAUUCCUGAUCUAAAUGCUCAAGAUUUGGGAGGGAUGACCAAGAUCAUUCCAGAUGUUGAUAUUGAUGCAGACUACUGGCUUCUCACUGAUGGUGAUGUUAGCAUGACUGAUAUCUGGAGAACUGCACCAGAGGCGCAGUGGGAUCAGUUCUUAGCUCAAGAGGUGACUACCCCACAGGCAAUGAGGGAACAACCAGCGGUUCUGGGUAAAGCUACAGUUGUAUCCCCCGCCCAAGGAUAACCAACGAGAUAAAUUAAGGGAUAUCUCUAUUUAAGGAUAUUUUGGAGCAACAGAGUUCUUUUUUUUGGGAUGGCAAAUGGUUUUUCUAGGACUCUUUGGAGGCUGGUGAUUUCUAUCAAGUUCUGCAUCCUUUCUCGUAAAGUGGAAGGUGGUCUAGCAUCGUUCUAGCUAUACAGCCUGAGAAAUGCAUCUUGCCAUUGUCUGACGACAUGUGUUCAGUAACUUAUUUUUGCUUUGCCACACCUCUUAUGGUUUCAGCACGUCCUUCCAGUUAAAGGUGCCAUUUUCCAACUUUAGUUCACUAGUUGAGGUCGGUCUUAGUGGGCGGGUUCUCCCUUUAAGUUAUGUCACAUGAUAUUGUAAAUAUUGUGUUA
Lolium rigidum is the source of this 1757-nucleotide messenger RNA. RefSeq names its product transcription factor E2FA-like. Gene Ontology annotation, biological process: regulation of transcription by RNA polymerase II. NCBI's taxonomy places the organism in Eukaryota, Viridiplantae, Streptophyta, Magnoliopsida, Poales, Poaceae. Gene Ontology annotation, cellular component: RNA polymerase II transcription regulator complex. The record is from RefSeq and is a predicted model, not a curated record. Bases 1 to 1383 code for a protein of 460 amino acids. Gene Ontology annotation, molecular function: RNA polymerase II cis-regulatory region sequence-specific DNA binding; protein dimerization activity; DNA-binding transcription factor activity, RNA polymerase II-specific. The transcript is spliced from 14 exons.